AUGACUGCCGCUCUCACUGCUGCUGUUGCGGCGGAGUGUUUCCCCACCCCACCGGAGGUCCCCCAACAUCUGCAGAAACCCCUCGCGGAAGUAUUCACAAAAACUCUUCAGGACCGAAAUGCCGGCAGCAAAAAGUACACCUUCACGAUGGACGUCCCUCUCACAGAGGCCGAAGUGCGACGAUGGGAGGAUCAACUCAAUCAAACUUCUCCACCGCCAACAGCGCCGAAUGCGAGUUUCAUUGGUGGAGGCUUUCUGGAUGCGGCGGCUGUACUCGCCAUGGGAGGAGAAGCCGAGAAACAACAACAAUCUGUGCAUAAACUGACCCCAAUGAAAUUGUUUAAUCCUAAACUUGUGGUUCGUAUGCCUAUGAGUAAAGUUCUUCUGCAUAGACGAAAGUGGUUGCCUUACCGACAACGUCUACCUAUUUAUCAAUGUCGUGGACCUCUUUUAGAUGCCUUGUUAAAUAGUUAUGUACUUACUGUGGUAGCUCCACCUGGUAGUGGUCGUACUCUACAGUUACCUCAGAUUAUAUCAGAAACAGAAAUAUUUAAGAGUAAACGUUUGAUAGUUGUUUGUUCAACAAAUUUGUCGGCCUGUCGUACUGCAGAAAGACUACGCGAGGAACGUGGUGAACAUCCUACAUCUACAACUGUUGCAGUGUGUACUUCAACACAAUAUGACGUGGUAGAAGGAACAUUAAUAGCGGUAACUACACCGGAUAUGCUUGUGCGACAGUUACUAUGUGAUCCAUUACUACUUAAUACUGGAUGUGUUAUUAUAAAUGAUAUGCAUCUACGUUCACCCAUAACGGAACUCUGUAUGUCCCUUCUUCGUAGUAUAAUACGUUUACAAAAGGAAGAACAUGGAGUUGAAAAACGUGGUGGUGAAUUACAUAUUGUGAUGGAUUGUCUUGAAGAUAGUCUUGCCACUAUGAUAUCAGAAUUCUUCGGUGAUGAUUGCACAGCACGUGUAAAUUUGCAGCAAGUCUUACAACAGGAUCUUAAGACGACUGGUGUGGAUUCUCAUCAUGUUAGUACAAUUUGGUCUCCUCCAUGUGUAUUACAUCUUGAAGAAACUAUUCAGUGGCUUGCCAAGUGUGAAGGGGAGGGUAGUUUUCUCUGUAGAGAUCCUGUAGAGGAUCUCCGUCACUAUGAGGAAAAUAUUGGGGUAAGGGCAAAAAUAAUGGCAGCUGAAGAUGCUGAUUUUACAAAUGAAGGAAAACUUCGUUCUUACUGGUGUCCUAUUAUUGUAAAUGCUGUUAAAGAAUAUGAUCAGGCGGAACGUAAAGAGUUGGUAGCCAAAGGAAAAGAAAAAGAAGAAGAAGAAGAACAACAACAACAAGAAAGACCUUUAUCUAGUGUCGUUGUUGUUGUUCCUAAUGCAAUGACAUUAAAAAUUGUUGCCGAAGCGUUAUCCCAUGGUAUAGAUGAAAAUACAGUGAAUGAAGAAGCGGAAGAAGGAUCUUUAUUACAGCCAUUUAUAGUUCGUACAAUUCAUAGUGAUGUUACCUCUGAAGAGUUACGCUCUAUCUUAAAUAAUAAUAAUAAUAAUAAUAAUAAUAAUAAUAAUAAUAAUAACAACAACGAAAAAAACAAAGGUAAACGAUUGAUUCUAGUUACUAUGCCAAUUAUGGCACAAUCUGUUCUUCCCUCAACAUUAGAGGUAGGACUUGUGGUAGAUUGCGCACGAAAUUCUUAUAUCUCUUAUGAUGUUAACACCGAGACAAAUACUUUAAAUACGGUAUACAGUCAUGUACAAGAUCUUCGUUACCGUCGAACUAUUGCCCGAAUUCGUCGUAGUGAUUCAGAAAGUGAAAAAGUUGGUAUAUCUUCCCCUGUCUCUAUGGUAAUCCAAUUGAUUCCAAAAUCUAUUCUUCACAGUACACAACACCGACGUGUUAGUGCGGAUCUCAGUCAACACUCUAUAUUUCAUAUGAGUUGGGAUGCAUAUGUAGAAAUGUAUCAUUUACUACAAGCUCGUGAGGAAAGUUUACGUUGUCGUGAAGUGACUAUUCCAUCUACAAGUACAGAAAAUAAUAAUAAUAAUAAUAAUAAUAAUAAUACUUUAUCAUCUAUGGUAGCACAGUUAAUUCCUUCUAUUUUUCUCUCUGUACCAGCAGCCUCUACUAGUCGAUAUGAACAACUUCGUCGUAUCUUUACAGCUGUUGAACAUCAUAUGUAUCGAUUGGGUCACUUGGAACAUGUGAAUGGAGAAUUAUUUCCGAAAUUAUCACCUCUUGGAGUGGCGGCCACUUGUUUUUCAUGGCCUCUUUCUAUUAUACGAUUAUUGAUGAUGUCUAGAUUGGAUGAUUGUGUAGUUCCUGCAAGUGUAAUAGCGGCUACGUGGAUGAUGGGAGAUAUCUUUGCAUCCAUAGAUGCAGAUGUUGAAACUAAACAACUUUUAAAAGAAGCUCGAGUAUUUUUUUCACGAGAUUCUGGAAGUGAUGUUGUGAGUGCUUUUAACGCUUACCGUAUGUGGCUUUCACUACGUGGGAAAUCACAAGAAAUGGAAGAUGCUUUUUUAAGUGAAAGUCAUAUUCCUAAAAAACUUUUAUUACAAAUAGAAGAACAACAAUUGGCUUUAUUACGUGUACUGGAGGCAACUGGUAUCUUUCGUUUACUCCCUUUCUCAAAGUCAUCAUGCGAUAAUGAAAGGAAUGGAAAUAACUCUGAAAUGAGUUAUUCUACUAUGGUAACUACGGUGAGAUCUAAAAUUCUUGAUAUUCCAGAGGAUGUCUUGUUAACAGGUGAAUCUUUUCUACGUUCUGUUACUUGUGCAGCUUAUCCACUUUGUGCGAUUCCACAUUAUGAUGGUACAGUCUCAUCUUUGGGAUUUACAGAAAAAAUUGGAAAGACUCAACAAACAACUAGAACCACAACAGUAAAUACUACUACUUCUAAUUAUAAUAAUAAUAUUAAUAAUAAUAACACUACAUCAACAGGAGGAGGAGGAGGAGGAAGUGGAACUGGUACAACUAUUUCUAAACCGACGAUACAACUUUCUGUCUUUGCAGAUGGAUCUGUUAUGAGUGUGGAAGAAGUUUAUCAACAACAUGCAGAGAAACCUUUUUUAUAUCUUCAUCGUACACGUCUCACCGAAAAAAAUAUUUACAUCUUAUCAGAGGCUAUUCCACUUUGUAUGGAUGCUGUAGUUAUGGUAUGUGGAGAAUAUAAAGAAUGGCCUAAACCACCAGCAACUCGCUGUCGUGGUUGGACCUCUGUUUUAACAAAUGCAUGGAGACAAACUAAAAGUGCGAGACGUCUUCCACCACCGGCUCAACUUCCUCCUGUUUCCAUAGGAGUAAAACCAUAUGAUACGAUUCAGUCUACACCUUUAAUUCUACAAGUAGAUGAUACCAUCUCUUUUAGUAUGCGUUCAACAACAGCAAAAUGGUUACAACAAAUGCGUAAAGAAUGUUAUCGUCGACUUAAAGCAUUAUUAUGUGAUAAAUCAUGGCCUGUUAAAAUGGAAGAUGAUACUUCACUUGGAUUAAAAGAAGCUUGGGAAUGGUGGUCUAAACGAACACGUCAUGCACAUGAUUGGCUUCGUGAGGAACGUGCAAAUCGAUUAAGUAGUUCUUUAGAUAAAGAAGAUGUAAAGAAUAGUCAUGAUAUUUUAUGUCCCUAUUAUCAAUAUAGUUUAAAUCCUGGACGACCAGCAACUAUAGUACCAACAAAGAAAAAACAUCAAGAUAUGACUAUAAAAUCUUCUUUCUCUGGAAGUGGAUUUGCAGGUGAUGGUUCUUUAGGUUCUAACUUGGAUCCUAAUAUGAAACAAUCUACUGCUUAUAUUGGUAGAAUGCCUGAUCCUGUAAUGGAUAAGAGUAUCUUAAGUGUAGCUCAAAGUAUCGCUAAAGCUCAUUCUCGUGAAAGAGAAGCAAUGUUUUUAGAAACUUAUCCUGAUCUUUUUGCUUUUCUUCAUCCUGAACAUGAGUUCCAUGGUUAUUAUCUUCAUAUUCUACGUCGUGAAGCCCCUGAUUUGGAAGUACUUGGAGAUGACUUGGAAGAGUUAGAAAAAUUUCUUAUAGAACUUGAAGAAGAAGUUCAACGUGAAAUUGGUUGGAAUGGUGCAGAAACAACAUCUACAUCUGCAGAAACAAAAGGAACACCUUACGGUAAUGCAUCCUAUGAUAAUAAAACAACUGGAGAAGAUAUACAUAGUGGUACAGCACCUUAUCAAUUUCAAGAAGUGAAUGCAGAGGAAUAUAUGGCUUCUUAUGGAAUGCAGGUAGAAACAGCAGCUGAACAUGCAACGAAACCACCAAGUUUAUUUAAAACACAUGAUACCCGAGCAACAGGUAAUUCAUCUGUAACUGGAACUACAGGAAAUACACCUUCAACAUCUUCCUUCUUUUCUCAACCAGGAAUUCUUGAAAAUCCUUCUACAGGUAUUGUUUCUCAGAAUCCUAUAGAGAAUUCUACUGGAAAUAAACCUGUUAUAGAUCCCACUGCCUCUAUUGGAAGUUUUACAUUUGAUAAGGGACCUGUUGUCGCCUCAAAUGCAUUUACUACUGGAGGAGAUUCUACUGCUGUAAGUGGUGGAAGUGCACAGACACUUAUGGAACGAUUAUUAGCUAUGAAGGGAGAUACUUCAACAUUACAAAACCAAACAGGAAUGCCAUCAAGUUUAACAGACCCACAUGGAAUGAAUAUACAAGAAACAGCAACAAUAACAACAACAACAAAUACUACUAUGAAUGUAGCUGGAUAUUCUGGUACUGGUGGUAUUCUUAAUGAUCCUUCUGCAGAUGUCUCUUCUCUUGGGACAGUUCCUCAGCCAUCGGCAUCUGCACCUCCUACGGCAGCAGAGUUAUUGGCCUUGUUGGGUGUUAUUAAUCCUCCAGCACCAGCUGUGAAUCCACUCACUAUACCUCCACCCCCACUUCCUGCAGAAGUCGUUGCUAAUCAACCUCCAUCUAUUCUUGUUUAUCCACUUCCACCACGUGAUUUUGGAAAUAUACCAUUGAUUCUCGCAAAGGCUUUGGGAGAGACAAUGGGUGUAAAGGUUGGACCUACUCGCAUUGUUGGUUCUAUUGCCCGUAUUGUGGUACCUAAUCAUAAAGUAUUAGCACGAGCACUGGAUUUAAAAUCUUUUAUCUGUGUUGGUAAAAAAGUACAUAUUUUUAAAAAUGAUCGUAUUGUAGAUAGUGUACGACCCACUGGAAACAAGGGACAGAAUGUAAAGAAUAAUACUCGUGAGGACAUGUCAUCACAUCUUCGCAAAGUGGACUACAAUCAGGAAGGACAUGAGGAUGAAGAAAAGGAUGUUCCUGGACAAUCCCCAUGUGAUUUAUACGGAAAUAUGGGUUAUUCACCCUACAAUCCCCAACAACAACAACAACAACAACAACAAACACAAGAACAACAAGAACAAGGACAACAACAACAAUUGCAACCUCUUUUAGAUCCAGCUCCAUUUGCAUUAAAGAAAUCGAGUAACCCACCACAGAUUGGUCUUUUAACAGAUUCUGAGGAUGAUGAUGAUGACGACGGUGAUGAAGAAGAAGGUGAAGGUGAAGAGUCAUCUAGCAGUGCAGAAUCAUUUUAA
Molecule: messenger RNA, 5550 nt
Organism: Trypanosoma theileri
Lineage: Eukaryota; Euglenozoa; Kinetoplastea; Trypanosomatida; Trypanosomatidae
Product: putative RNA helicase
Exons: 1
Coding region: 1-5550 (1849 amino acids)
Biological process (GO): RNA processing
Cellular component (GO): intracellular anatomical structure
Molecular function (GO): RNA binding
Source: RefSeq, a predicted model, not a curated record